AUGUCCGCUGUCUUUAACAACGCCACUCUGGCAACUGCGCUGGCGCAUGGAAAAACCUACGCGCAAACCCUCCACAACGUGCGCGCGUACCAGCCGCAGCUCGGCUUCAUGGAGCAAUACUGGGCCGCAUGGUACUCGUACAUGAACAACGACGUCCUUGCUACCGGUGUCAUGUUCUUUCUGCUGCACGAGUUCAUGUACUUCUUCCGGUGUCUGCCCUGGGCCAUCAUCGACCAGAUCCCUUACUUCCGUCGUUACAAGAUCCAGCCCACCAAGAUUCCUAGCGCCAAGGAGCAGUGGCAUUGUCUCAAGUCCGUGUUGCUCUCGCAUUUCCUGGUCGAGGCCAUUCCUAUUUGGACCUUCCACCCAAUGUGUCAGAAACUCGGAAUCUCCGUCUCCGUGCCCUUCCCUUCGAUCAAGACCAUGGUAUUUCAAAUCGGUCUGUUUUUCGCUCUCGAGGACAUGUGGCAUUACUGGUUCCACCGUCUGUUCCACUACGGCGUCUUCUACAAAUACAUCCACAAGCAACAUCACCGUUAUGCCGCUCCCUUUGGAUUAGCAGCUGAAUACGCCCACCCUGUCGAAACCCUAUCUCUAGGAUUCGGUACCGUGGGUAUGCCUAUAUUGUACGUCAUGUACACCGGGAACUUGCACUUGUUCACACUAUGUUUGUGGAUCACUUUAAGAUUAUUCCAAGCCGUCGAUUCCCAUUCCGGUUACGACUUCCCAUGGUCUUUAAACAGAAUUUUGCCAUUCUGGGCCGGUGCAGCUCACCAUGAUUUGCAUCACCACUAUUUCAUUGGUAACUACGCUUCUUCUUUCACCUGGUGGGAUUACAGUUUAGACACCGAAGCUGGUCCAGAAGCUAAAGCUGAGAGAGAGGAAAGAAUGAAAAGAAAAGCUGAGUUGAGAGCCAAGAAGGCAACUUAA
This is a messenger RNA of Lachancea nothofagi CBS 11611, 930 nucleotides long. Lineage: Eukaryota; Fungi; Ascomycota; Saccharomycetes; Saccharomycetales; Saccharomycetaceae. The record is from the annotation of a GenBank genome assembly.